AUGUUUGCUCGCUUAAGAAAGCUAGAAGACGAUGAUUGGCCCCCAUCAUCAUUUGAAGUGAUGUUCACCUUAUUUACAAAACUUGCAGAACCUCAGUCCGAUGGAACUCAAAUUUGUUUGACGACUUCUAACCGAUGGAUGAAACUGGCAAAUGUUUUGGAUGGUAAAGUAUUGAGAGAAACGGACACUGGAAGAGCUUUUUUCAAAUUCAAGAGAAGAGCUAUCUCCUUCGACAACUACUUACUUUUUCUUCAAGAUAUUUGCGAAAAAAAGAGACUGAACAUAAAUGAAAUUAAGGAGAAGAUGAAAAAUUGCCCUGAUCCCAGAAAAGUUGCUGUGAGAGACGAGACAUCUGAUAUAGUGGCCAAAGUAAGGGGAAUCGAGCCGGAGCAAGCAACCAAAUCGUACCAAAUGGGAGCGCGUAGAGCGUUGAUUAUUGCAAAGCUCAAAUCUCAAGAAAUCGGCUUCAAGAAAAAAUAGAGGAGAUAAAUAGAGUGACACCUUACGUAAAGGAGAAGGAAUAAGGAAUUAUGGAAAGAAGCUUCUCCGAAAGGGAAGAGAAACAAGAAGAAUUACAAGGGAUUUACGGGCAGAGCACACGAAUGCAGUCCAGCUGUAUUUUGAUGCUCCACGGCUUUCUGAGAGCGCAGAUUGUGGGGCCGCGAAGAUUCCUAGAGGGCAGACAAAGAACAUUCUAUCAGCAGUAGAUUAUCUUCAAAACAGAAAUUUUAAAUAGU
Gryllus bimaculatus (two-spotted cricket) is the source of this 737-nucleotide messenger RNA. Lineage: Eukaryota; Metazoa; Arthropoda; Insecta; Orthoptera; Gryllidae. The record is from the annotation of a GenBank genome assembly.